Molecule: messenger RNA, 1602 nt
Organism: Rotaria sp. Silwood1
Lineage: Eukaryota; Metazoa; Rotifera; Eurotatoria; Philodinida; Philodinidae
Source: the annotation of a GenBank genome assembly
AUGAGUAAAUCAUCUGUACCCGGUACAAAACAAAUUCAAUAUGAUCGUCAACUUCGUUUGUGGGGUGAUCAUGGACAAAAAGCAUUAGAAUCUGGUCGAGUUUGUUUAAUUGGUGCGAAUGCAUUAGGUGCAGAAAUUCUUAAAGAUCUUGUUUUGCCUGGUCUUGGUUCAUUUACAAUUAUUGAUCAUGAAUUAGUCACAUUAGCUGAUUGUGGUUCGAAUUUUUUUGUCCAUUCUUCAAUGAUUAAUCAAUCGCGUGCUCGAGUUACUUGUGAUUUUUUAACCCAAUUAAAUCCUGAUGUACAUGGUAUCUAUAUCGAUAAACCAUCUAUUGAUGAUGUACUCAAACAAAAUACAUUUGAUUUCAGUCAAUUUAAUGUUGUUAUUACAGCUAAUCUUUCAAUAAAUACAUUAAAUAUUCUCGCUAAUCAUUUAUGGAUACUUAAAAUACCUUUACUUGUUGCUCGUAUUUAUGGUUUUAUUGGUACAAUUCGUCUUCAAGUAUUUGAACAUUAUGUUAUUGAAGCACAUCCUGAUGAUACAAUACCAGAUCUUCGUCUUGAUCGACCAUUAAAUGCAUUUGUUAAUUAUUGUAAUUCAAUUGAUUUUAAUUCUUUAACACGUGAAGAACAUUUACAUUUACCAUCACUUAUUAUUCUAUUUAAAGCAUUACAAAUUUGGCAAAAACAACGUAAUAGAAACGAUUUACCAAAUACACGUAUAGAAAAAGAUGAAUUUAAAAAAAUUCUUGAUCAAUUAUCACAUCAUUCGGCAUAUGAUAUUCAAGAUAAAGCGAACCAUCUUGAAAAUUUUGAAGAAGCUAAACGAACAGUACCAUCACGUCUUGUUAAUACAAACCUUUCAUUAACAAUAAAAGAAUUAUUUCAAGAUCAAUCUUGUUUAGAAUUAUCAAAUCAAACAAAUAUAUUUUGGUUUAUUAUUCAUGCUAUAAAAUUAUUUAGUGAAAAUGAAGGACAAGGUUUAUUACCUGUUCGUGGUGAAGUACCAGAUAUGAUAACAAAUACAAAUUCAUAUAUUAAACUUCUAAAAAUUUAUCAAGAACAAGCAAAAAAAGAUUGUGAAAUCGUUAAUAAUUACCUUUUUGAUUUAUUAAAAAAAUAUAAUCGUUUAUCAAAUGAAUAUAUUAAUUCAUAUGAUCUGGUUGAAAUAUAUUGUAAGAAUGCAUCAUUUUUAAGAGUGUUAAGAACAACUGCAAUAAAAAAUGAAAAUGAUUUAAGAGAUGAAACAGAAUCAAAUCUUUCUUGGUAUACUGGUUUACAUCUAUGUGAUUUAUUUUAUGAAAAAUUCCGUCGUUAUCCCGGAGAAUUUCUUUCUGAUGAAAGACAAUUUGAAAUAGAUUUAAAUGAUUUAAAACAAAUAAGUAAAAAACAAUUUAGUAAAGAUUUUAUGGAUGAUGAUAAACAACAAAUUCUUGAAGAACUAUGUCGAUAUGGAGCAUCAGAACUUCAUUCAAUUGCUGCUUUUAUUGGUGGAUGUUGUGCACAAGAAGCAGUUAAAUUAAUAACACAUCAAUAUAUUCCUAUUGAUAAUACACUUAUCUAUAAUGGUAUUCAACAAUCAAUAAAUGUACUUAAGCUUUAA